Molecule: messenger RNA, 780 nt
Organism: Melampsora larici-populina 98AG31
Lineage: Eukaryota; Fungi; Basidiomycota; Pucciniomycetes; Pucciniales; Melampsoraceae
Exons: 2
Coding region: 1-780 (259 amino acids)
Cellular component (GO): cytoplasm
Molecular function (GO): zinc ion binding
Source: RefSeq, a predicted model, not a curated record
AUGACUGAAUCCAAUCAACAUUCCCUCUUCAAUUCUGGUCAACAUUGUUCUUUACCUAACUGCAACACGCUCGACUUCCUUCCUUUACUCUGCAAAGCAUGUCAAGCUUCUUUUUGUAAAGACCAUGCUCCAGUCUUCGCUCACAACUGUCCAUCCGCCGAUCUCAAAACACUUUCAUCCGUUUCUCAAUCUGAUCAGGUCUCAUUCGAAUCAAUCGAUGAUUUGAUUUCUUCUCAUCGUCCAACUCCGGCGGCUUCUGCAACGACAGCACAACUCGAACGCAAUGCCCGAGCCAAAGAAGUCCUCGAUAAACAUUUCCCUAAAACUGCUAAAACAACUCCUCUCAAACCAACCAUCUCAGCGGCGAAAAAACCACUAAGCCCAGCUAUUCAGCUCAUGCUCCUUAAAAAACGUGCAACUUGUGGUGAUCCGAAGAAGAAGGAAGGUGAUGUACCUCCCCAUGAGCGUUGGUAUGGAACUGUGAACGUUAUGAUCAAAGAUAUAAAUUCAAAUGAAGUCACUCUGAAAGAGGCUUGUGAUAAUGAGGCAGAAGCCGGUAAACCCUUGUGGUUUCCAAAAAAAACUAUAACUGGAAAAGUAUUUGAUCUAAUUACAGAUUUGUUACAAAGUCGACUGAAUUCACUCAAUCAUACACAACUUCAGCUACGUGUCUUCCGUAAAGAUACUAUUGAACCUGUCAUAUUGACUGAGAAAUGUUCAACUGCUUGGGGAGAUCUGGUGAAAGAUGGUGAAGAAGUUUGGGUGACUAGAAAACAAUGA